Lactuca virosa is the source of this 300-nucleotide messenger RNA. NCBI's taxonomy places the organism in Eukaryota, Viridiplantae, Streptophyta, Magnoliopsida, Asterales, Asteraceae. The record is from the annotation of a GenBank genome assembly.
AUGGAAAAGAAGAAUAGGGUGGCAGUGGGUGUUCCCGGCGGCCACUCGAUCUCGCCGGAGGGAAACAGCCGCAAGGGUGGAGGCGGCGGCACAAGAGAAGGGCAGCAACGGUGGCUAAACGAAGGAGAAGGUGGCAACGGCGAUCUUCGUCUUCAUCGGCGGCCUCGUCAUCUACAGCAACCGGCAGAAGAAGAAGAAGACAACGACGCCGGAAAGAAUGGAGAAGAAGGACGGUGGUGCGAGACCCAUCGAGGACAGCAGCAGCAAUCACGUUUCAUGGCAUUCCGGCGACCCACCUGA